UGCCUUUUUAUCCCCUAGUUCCCAGCUAGAGACCUGCUGAAUUUUGACCCUUCCAUAAUAUUCAAAAUGGCGGAUAAAGAAGCCACGGUUUAUAUUGUGGACGUUGGGAAGUCGAUGGGGGUGCGCCGCCAUGACCGAGAAGUGACGGAUCUCGAAUGGGGAAUGCAGUAUGUUUGGGACCGCAUCACAUCAACUGUCGCAACUGGGCGCAAAACCGCAAUGUUGGGCGUGAUUGGCCUCAAAACUGACGAUACUUCGAAUGAACUCCAAGAUGACUCUCAUUUUUCGCAUAUUUCAGUAUUUUCAGGAAUUAAGCAGUUUCUCAUGCCUGACCUCCGAAAGCUGGCGGAGGAGAUAAGGCCUAGCAAUACCGACAAAGGCGAUGCGAUAUCUGCUCUCAUUCUGGCGAUCCAAAUGAUUAUUACCCACUGCAAAAAACUGAAAUGGAAACGAAAGAUUGUCCUCAUCACCAAUGGGGUGGGGCGCAUGAGCGGCGAGAAUCUCGACGAGAUUCUCUCAAAGAUUAAAGAGGAUAAUAUCGAACUUGUAAUUCUAGGUCCCGAUUUCGAUGAUCCCGACUAUGGGUUCAAGGAAGAAGACAAAGACUCACGUAAGGCCGAAAAUGAGACGCUUCUUCGUACGAUAACCGAACAGUGCGAUGGCGCAUACGGUACGUUGGAACAGGCUGUGUCCGAGAUUGACAUCCCUCGUGUCAAGCCAGUUCGACCGAUUGCAUCCUUUAAAGGAUUUCUGCAACUGGGAAACCCAGAAGAAUACGACACUGCAGUUCGUAUUCCAGUAGAGCGGUAUCCUCGAACCUACGUAGCGAAACCUCCAACUGCUAGCGCGUUUGUCCUUCGUUCGGAUCUCACUGCGGGACAGGAGCAUCCAGAGUCCAUUACCACCAUUCCAGAGACUCAGCCUGGAGAGGAGAGUGCCCUCACGUCUGUUAGAAAUCUAAGGACAUAUCAGAUUACCGACGAGAAUGCACCUGGUGGGAAGAUCGACGUGGAGAGAGAUGAGUUGGCCAAGGGUUACGAAUAUGGACGCACCGCCGUCCAUAUUAGUGAGACUGACGAGAAUAUUACCACCCUUGAAACUACGGCCGCCUUGGAACUGAUCGGAUUUAUCCAAAGUGAACGUUAUGACCGUUAUAUGCACUUGUCGAAUACCAACAUUCUUAUCGCUCAGCGCGCGAAUGACAAAGCUUCGCUCGCACUGUCCUCCUUUAUCCAUGCACUUUUCGAGCUAGAAUGCUUUGCAGUUGCCCGUCUAGUCACAAAACAGAACAGGCCCCCUAUACUUGUCCUUCUAGCACCGUCGAUCGAACCGGAAUACGAGUGCCUUCUUGAAACUCAACUACCGUUCGCUGAAGAUGUCCGAACAUACCGCUUCCCACCUCUUGACAAGGUGAUUACUGUCUCAGGAAAAGUCGUGACUCAGCACCGAAAUCUUCCAAAUGAUGACCUUCUAGAUGCCAUGGACAAAUACGUCGACAGUAUGGAGCUUGUAGAAAAGGAUGAGGGCGGUGACGUACUUGAGGCGCCUUUCCCACUCGAAGACUCAUUUUCGCCAAUUUUGCAUCGCGUAAAUGCAGCUAUUCGAGGGCGAGCUAUACAUCCUAACGAUCCUAUACCGCCUCCGGCUAAGGUCCUAACACAGUUCUCGCAACCACCAGAGGAUCUACUUGAGAACUCAAAGGAUUAUCUGCAAAAGCUUAUUGAGGUAGCGGAUGUCAAGAAAGUACCACCAAAAACCAAGGGUCGAAAACGUACUCGGGAGCCCGAGAAGCCUCUCUCUGGCCUUGAUGUUGAUGCCCUGCUCCACCAGGAGAAGCGCGUCAAGAUCUCGCCCAACAAUGCUAUCCCCGAGUUUAAACAAACCCUUUCUCACGCCGAGAACAUUGAAACCACCAAAGACGCCGUGAAGCAGAUGCGUUCGAUUAUCGCAGAUCAAAUCAAGAACAGCUUAGGUGACGCCAAUUACGACCGUGUCACCGAGGGUCUGGGAGUUAUACGGGAGGAGCUAAUAUCCUAUGAAGAGCCUGGCUUAUAUAACGAGUUCUUGAAAAAGCUUAAGGAACAGAUCUUGGAGGAGAAGCUUGGAGGGGAUCGGCGUGAAUUGUGGUGGCUCAUUCGAAGAACUAAGCUAGGUCUGAUUGACCAACGACAAUCGGAGUUUUCUGAUAUUACUGAGGAGGAGGCAAAGGCUUUUCUGUCGGCGCAAUGAGUAGAUAGCCGCAAGUCAAGUCCUCUAGGUGUGUAUCGAGAGUAAUCGUCAAUCGAAUACGAGAAUGGUACAAAGC
Aspergillus ochraceoroseus IBT 24754 is the source of this 2305-nucleotide messenger RNA. Its product is annotated as ATP-dependent DNA helicase 2 subunit KU80. The transcript has 10 exons. The coding region runs from base 67 to 2229 and encodes 720 amino acids. Gene Ontology annotation, molecular function: telomeric repeat DNA binding; damaged DNA binding; double-stranded DNA binding. The record is from RefSeq and is a predicted model, not a curated record. NCBI's taxonomy places the organism in Eukaryota, Fungi, Ascomycota, Eurotiomycetes, Eurotiales, Aspergillaceae. Gene Ontology annotation, cellular component: Ku70:Ku80 complex; nucleus. Gene Ontology annotation, biological process: double-strand break repair via nonhomologous end joining; cellular response to X-ray; DNA recombination.